AUGUCAGAGGCUUCCGCAACUCCCCAUGGUGAACCAAACACAGCCCAGUCUGCCCCAGCGCAGCAACUGAAUCGGUCUUGUGAGUCGUGCAGAAGCCUUAAGGUCCGUUGUCUGCCCAGUCCGUCCACGCCGAAUCAGUGCCAGCGAUGUGCCAAAGGCAAAAAGGCCUGCAUCUUCGUGGCUCCACAGCGUCGUCGACCCCGGAAGCGUACAGAUUCCCGGGUCGCUCAGCUGGAGAAGGAAAUGCGGAUGAUGCGCUCCCUACUGAAGGAUCGUAUUCGGGAGGAGAGUGAACCGGAGUCCCCCGAAGUGCAUCCGACUCGGCGCGGUUCAUGGACUAUUCGCCUGAAUUUAUCAACACCACGCAUCCUGGGAUGCCUGGCGGCGGUCCUCCUCUCGGCCCCGCCUUCUUUCUCUGGCCUGCAUAUGAACUUCACCUCCGAUGACAAUAACCCUCCCGUGGAGGAUGUCAUCGAUCAAGGCAUCAUUUCGCUCGAAGAUGCUGAGCAACUGGUGGUAUUUUUCAUCCACGAACUGGCGUCAUUCUUCCCGUUGGUGGUUCUACCGUCCAACACCACCGCAGCCCACCUACGCCAAACGAAGCCAAUCCUGUUUCUUUCCGUGAUCGCAGCAGCGUCGAUCUCAAUUGAUGCCGGGCUUGCAAGCGUGUUGAAUCGGGAGAUGGUUCGGCUUUAUGCUGAGCGGUUCUUCAUCGAGGGCGAGAAGUCACUGGAACUGGUGCAGGCGUUGCUGAUCAUGAUAAUUUUCUAUUACCCUCCCACUUCGCCCUUGAAAUUGCAAUUCUAUCAGUACACGCACAUCGCCUCAACGAUGGCGUUGGAGAUUGGGCUUGCCACAAAAUGCCGGGUGUCGAAAAAGAAGUCCGACCGGAAGAACAGACACGAGGUCCACGAUGAGCAUUUGGUGGAGCAGGCGAGGGCUGUUCUGGGAUGUUACCAUCUGGGGUCAACUGUCGCUAUGAAGACUCGCCGACCCAAUUUGCUUCAGUUCAAUGACUGGAUGGCCGAGUGCGUGGAUCAAUUAGAGCGCUCACCGCACCGAACAGACCAGCACCUGGCCGUGUGGUUCGAGCUGCAACGGAUUACCGAUGAAGCCAUGUCCUCCUUCGGCUUGGACGACACCAGCGCCUCUUCUCCGUUGACCGAAUCUCGUGUGCAAGCUGUGUUGCGGUGGUUCGAUAAGCGAAUGGAUGCUUGGAAAAAGAGCACUCCGACCGAUAUGCUCACAGGUGCGUAUAAUUCCGUAGCAUUACCAGAAUUUCAUGGGAGAGAACGAAAGCUGACUCUCUCCUGCCUGUCCACAGUGCCUAUGAUUCUCGAAUACCGAUCUGCUGUCCUAGCCAUGUAUGAAUUGGGCGUUGGAGAAGGAUAUCGCGACCCGGAUGCGAUCAAAAAGCGAUAUUUCACACUGCCGACUAUCGAUGAGGACAGCGGUCCCAGGGUGUUGGACCCGCAGAUGAGUGCGAUCCGCAUCGACAUCAACGUCAAGUGGAUGAAUGCGGCACAAGAACUGCUAGACGCAGUACUGACAUGCAGCAUUGAGACGAUGCGGCGCAUGCCGAAUCUGACAUACACACGAUUCAGCAUGGCGAUGACGUCGCUGCUGAAGAUUCACUUCUCGGUGCGAACAGGCGCACUCGGUGAGGUGGUCACUCCAGAGACCGUCAACGUCGGCUACUAUCUCGAUGCGAUAGCAAACAAACUCGGCGAGGCGGCGGGUGGCGGCAAAUAUAAGAUCCCAAGUCGGUGGUACCACGUGGUAGGCGUUAAAGGUCGGGACUGGUAUGAACGUCUGGAGAGACGGUAUACAGGCUCCACGGGGGCCGGCAAUCUAGGAUCGGGAGUUGUGUCGGAGAGUUCAUCGACAGGCACCGAGUCAAAUUUACCAUCGGGACCGAUGUCGGGCGCACCAGAAGCUUCGGCCCACCUCGAGGUCAAUGCCCCGGCGGUCGAUUCGUUCUCGGUACCACCGGGAGUGGCACAUCUUCAUCCCGGGAUUGAGAGCAUGCGGGACGGAUAUGUAGCUAUGAGCGGCGCCGGUAUGUGGCAGAUGGACGGGGGUCACAGCCACGGCCAUGGCCACGGCCAAUUCUUCCAGCCCAUGCCCAGCGGAUAUCAACCCUCGCACCCACAAUCGACCGCGCUCCCUCACCAGUUCGCGUAUGAUCCGCAGCGUAUGCCCUCACAGAGCGGGGCGCCUAUGCCGGGGACAGGCAUGGAGCUGGAUGGCUGGCUUCCAGACGGCAGUAUCUUUGGCAUGCCUCCACUGCCCGAAUUCUGA
Molecule: messenger RNA, 2301 nt
Organism: Penicillium macrosclerotiorum
Lineage: Eukaryota; Fungi; Ascomycota; Eurotiomycetes; Eurotiales; Aspergillaceae
Exons: 3
Coding region: 1-2301 (766 amino acids)
Biological process (GO): DNA-templated transcription; regulation of DNA-templated transcription
Cellular component (GO): nucleus
Molecular function (GO): transcription cis-regulatory region binding; zinc ion binding; DNA-binding transcription factor activity, RNA polymerase II-specific
Source: RefSeq, a predicted model, not a curated record